AUGGCCGCAGAGACCAAAGCCGACCCAACUGGGAAACUCGUCGAGGCGCUCGUCGUGCGUCUGCGCCGGAGGCAAAUCGUCGGUUCGCGCAAUGUCGCGCUCGCGACCGCGGCGUUGAUGCAGAAUGUCGUUCGCAGCAUGCGUUUUAGCACAAUUGACGAGCUCAUCGAGGCGAUCCGCAGCAUUGGCAAGCUGCUCAACGAGGCCAACCCGAAGGAACUCGCUUCGGGAAACAUUGUGCGGCGUAUCAUCAAGCUCAUCCGUGAAGAGUACCGCGCAGCUGCGGCUGCGCACCUUUCCCAGCCUCCCUCCGUUCCCGGCACCCCUGGGGCCGCUACGCCAGGCUUUGCAACGCCCCCAAACUACUUCAACUACUCCCCCAGUGGCGGUAGCGUCCCCGGAACGCCUAUGCCUCGGCCCGCACCCAAUCUGUCCAACUUUGUGGCCAUGCGUCACUCGCGCGUGCAGUUUGAGCGCCAGGGCACCCUGCUCGACAUUAGUGCGGCCACGAGCAGCCUCUUCGCCACGCCCCCACGCGUUCUCUCGUCCCAGAGCCACAGCCGGCACGAAAGCAUGUCGUCCCCAACGCCAGGAGAGGUUAACGAGAUGGAAGAGCGCGAGCGCCAACAGUUUGCAAAGCAGGCCGGCAAGCUCAAGCCCAUCCUCAUUCAGGCGAUCGACGAGGUUAUUGGCGAGCUCGAGACGACGCAUGAGGAUGUCGCCCGUGGUGCAAAGGAGCACAUUCAUUCCGGUGAGGUCAUUCUGACGCUCGGCCACUCGCGCACCGUCGAGCAUUUCCUCAAGAACGCGUACCGCGAGCGCCAGUUUAGUGUCAUCGUGCUUGAGAGCGCACCCAGCUUCCACGGGCAGGCCAUGGCCGCCGCCCUCGCCCACCACUCCAUCCCCACCCUCCUCGUCCCCGACAGCUCGCUGCACGCCGUCAUGCCCCGCGUCACUAAGGUGAUCUUUGGCGCCCACAGCGUGUCCGCCAACGGCGGUAUGUUUGCCUUGGCAGGAUCGCUCGCGUGUACGCUUGCCGCGCGCACUCACGCCAAGCCCGUCGUCGUGGUGACUGGCCAGUUCAAGUUCGCCCCGUCUUGGAACUUGUACCACGAGUACGACACGCUCGACUUUCAGGGCCCGGGACCUGUUAUUGGGUAUGACCACACGGGUGGUGGCGGCGGAUACGAGGGCGUCGAGGUCCCCGACCCUCACUUUGACUAUAUCCGUCCCGAGCUCGUCAACCUUUACGCGACCAAUGAUGGCGACCACCCCCCGUCGUACAUCUAUCGCAUCAUCAAGGAGGCGUACGACGACGACGACCUCGUGCUGUAG
This is a messenger RNA of Cutaneotrichosporon cavernicola, 1335 nucleotides long. RefSeq lists its product as uncharacterized. NCBI's taxonomy places the organism in Eukaryota, Fungi, Basidiomycota, Tremellomycetes, Trichosporonales, Trichosporonaceae. Gene Ontology annotation, molecular function: translation initiation factor activity; guanyl-nucleotide exchange factor activity. The record is from RefSeq and is a predicted model, not a curated record. Gene Ontology annotation, cellular component: eukaryotic translation initiation factor 2B complex. Gene Ontology annotation, biological process: translational initiation. Bases 1 to 1335 code for a protein of 444 amino acids. The transcript is spliced from 5 exons.